AUGUGGCUGACGACACUCUGCAAGCACAAUGCAUUUCUGAAUCAUGCAGAGAACUCUAUCGUCCAGACAUUGCCACUUGACGUGAACGGACGAGACACAUCGCCAAGAGACACAUCGCCAAGAGACACAUCGCCAAGAGACACAUCGCCAAGAGACGCAUCGCCAAGAGACACAUCGCCAAGAGACGCAUCGCCAAGAGACGCAUCGCCAAGAGACGCAUCGCCAAGAGACGCAUCGCCAAGAGACGCAUCGCCAGGAGAUGCAUCGCCAAGAGACGCAUCGCCAAGAGACACAUCGCCAAGAGACACAUCGCCAAGAGACGCAUCGCCAAGAGACACAUCGCCAAGAGACGCAUCGCCAAGAGACACAUCGCCAAGAGACACAUCGCCAAGAGACGCAUCGCCAAGAGACACAUCGCCAAGAGACCCAUCGCCAAGAGACGCAUCGCCAAGAGACACAUAGCCAAGAGACGCAUCGCCAAGAGACGCAUCGCCAAGAGACACAUCGCCAAGAGACACAUCACGCAUCGCCAAGAGACGCAUCGCCAAGAGACACAUCGCCAAGAGACACAUCGCCAAGAGACACAUCGCCAAGAGACACAUCGCCAAGAGACACAUCGCCAAGAGACACAUAGCCAAGAGACACAUCGCCAAGAGACACAUCCCAAGAGAACCAUCGCCAAGAGACACAUCGCCAAGAGACACAUCGCCAAAGACACAUCGCCAAGAGACCACAUCGCCAGAGACGCAUCGCCAGAGACACAUCGCCCAGAGACUCAGCACCAAGAAUACGCAUCACCAGAGACACAUCGCCAAGAGACACAUCGUCAGAGACACAUCGUCAAGAGACACAUCGUCAAGAGACCCUCGCCAAGAGACACAUCGCCAGAGACCAGUGGUCUAUGUGGGACACAUAGCCCUCGCAACACUCAUACCGACACUCACAUGA
Penaeus indicus is the source of this 948-nucleotide messenger RNA. RefSeq lists its product as uncharacterized. Lineage: Eukaryota; Metazoa; Arthropoda; Malacostraca; Decapoda; Penaeidae. The record is from RefSeq and is a predicted model, not a curated record. The transcript is spliced from 3 exons.